Nicotiana tabacum (common tobacco) is the source of this 906-nucleotide messenger RNA. RefSeq lists its product as uncharacterized. Gene Ontology annotation, molecular function: nucleic acid binding. The record is from RefSeq and is a predicted model, not a curated record. Gene Ontology annotation, biological process: DNA integration. Lineage: Eukaryota; Viridiplantae; Streptophyta; Magnoliopsida; Solanales; Solanaceae.
AUGUGUGGAGAUAAAUUUGGUGCUGAACUGGGAAAAGUGUCAUUUUAUGGUACAAGAAGGCAUAAUGUUGGGCAUAGAGUGUCCAAAAAGGGGAUUGAAGUAGACCAUGCAAAAGUUGAUGUGAUUGAGAAGCUCCCAGCACCCACUUCAGUGAAAGCAUUGAGAAGUUUCCUUGGGCACGUCGGAUUCUACAAGCGGUUCAUCAAGGAUUUUUCAAAAAUUGCUAACCCCUUAUGUAAGCUGCUUGAAAAAGACCAGGACUUUUUGUUUUCUGAUGAUUGCAGCAAAGAAGGAGUCAAAGCCUCGCUUGAUUCGCGGGGUUCUGUUGCUACAAGAAUUUUACUGGAGAUUCGUUACCGAAAGGGGAUAGACAACCAAGUAGCAAACCACCUAUCGAGGUUGGAAGGGGCAAAAAAGAGAAUAGAGGUUGAAGAUAUCCUUGAGACAUUCCCUGAUGAGCAAUUACUUGCUGUGACAAUGGAGGAGGCACCAUGGUAUGCUAAUAUUGCUAAUUACUUAGCUUGCCAUGCUUUGCCAUAUGAUGGACACUUUGGAGGACUUCAGACAGUAGCAAAGGUUCUAAAAUCAGGCCUGUAUUGGCCUACAUUGUUCAAGGAUGUCCAUGCUUGGGUCAAAAGCUGUGAUGAAUCUCAAAGGACGAACAACAUAUCCCGUCGUCAUGAGAUGCCAAUAACCACAAUCCAAGAGGUGGAAGUGUUUGACAUGUGGGAGAUCGACUUCAUGGGGCCCUUUGUCAGCUUAUACGGUAAAAAGUAUAUACUGGUUGCUGUUGACUAUGUCUCCAAGUGGGUCGAAGCAGUUGCUCUCCCAACCAAUGAUGCGAAAGGGGUGUCCAAUUUCCUAAAGAAAAACAUCUUCACACGUUUUGGCACCCCCAAGCCAUAA